Molecule: messenger RNA, 1137 nt
Organism: Cucurbitaria berberidis CBS 394.84
Lineage: Eukaryota; Fungi; Ascomycota; Dothideomycetes; Pleosporales; Cucurbitariaceae
Exons: 2
Coding region: 1-1137 (378 amino acids)
Biological process (GO): mitochondrial respiratory chain complex I assembly; biosynthetic process
Cellular component (GO): mitochondrion
Source: RefSeq, a predicted model, not a curated record
AUGCCAUCUUCGAAGCUUUGCACGGCUUUCGUUCGGCGCACAUAUGGCCCCUCAAAAACCCCCAGGAGGCAAUUCCAUGCUUCGAGAUAUCUGCUAGAUACAGCACGACCAUCUGAAGCCGAGGUCGACCGCGCACGAGCAUACUGUGCGAAUCUCAUCCGAAGCUACGAUGCUCCCUCACACAUCCUCCAGACCUUCAUACCGCAAUCCUCGCGCGAUGCAUACCUCGCAAUCCGCGCCUUCAAUGUCGACGUCGCCCGUGUCGCCGACACGACCAGCACGCCCACAAUCGGCAUGAUGCGCAUGCAAUUCUGGCGAGACACGGUCACAAAAGCGCUGGCCGGCACACCUCCCAAGGAGCCAGUCGCCAUACUACUUGCGAGAGCCGCCGAAGAUUUGCAUGAGCGGUCGGGCCAAAAGGCCAGGCUGAGCAAGAACUGGUUUCUUCGCAUCAUCAAUACAAGAGAGCAAUAUCUAACGAACCCACCGUAUCCCACCUUAAGCGCGCUCGAGAGCUAUGCGGAGAACACGUAUUCGACCAUGAUGUACCUUACACUUUCGGCACUACCGCAGGCCUCGAUAACCACGGAUCAUAUCGCAUCACAUAUCGGUAAGGCCAUGGGAAUUGCAGCCGUGCUGCGGGGCAUUCCGCUCAUUGCCUUCCCCCGCCAACAGCCUCUAGGCGGACAAUCGGGUCCAACCCAAGGAGCUGUGCUAUUACCACUAGACGUCAUGGCUGAGGCAAACGUUAGAGAAGAAGAUGUCUUCCGUCAAGGUGCCUCCGCGCCCGGCCUGCGCGACGCCGUCUUCACUGUCGCCACACGUGCGAACGAUCAUCUCAUCACAGCCCGAGAGAUGCUAUCAAAACUACGAUCCGAAGGCACUCUUGGCCACGAUUUCGAACACCAGAACGAAGAGGAACACCAGUAUAGCCCGCAGCAAUUGGAUGCUGGACAGGAUGCGCAGUUGGCUGAAGUCGAGCAAGCUUUCGGUGUCUUCAUGUCAAGCAUAGCGACACAAUCGUGGCUGGACAGACUACAGAAGGUGGACUUUGACGUUUUUGAUGCGAGUCUGAGGAAGGUGGACUGGAAAUUGCCCAUGAAGGCAUAUUGGGGUUAUAGCCGGCGGAAGAUAUGA